UGGUGGCACGGUCGAAUUUAGCGUGUUUUGCGCUAUUUUUCCUGUCCACCGUCUUGAUAACACACUCAAUGUCAGAAGCAAGAGUGUGUAGGGAUCAAUUAUGCAAUGAACCUAUAUCUGUAGGUAGAGUUAUAAAAAACUUUGAAGGCACAAGUGGUAAAGAUCACUUGAGUCUCAAACAAGGAGACAAUAUAUAUGUAUACGCCAAGAAUCCCGAUGAAUCACCAGAAAUGUGGUUUGGCCAGGUUAAUGGCAAAGGUGGAUAUUUUCCAAAAGAAAAUAUAGAAGAAUAUGUUAUUUAUGAACCCAAUCCAUCUUUUGUUGUCUCCAAGGAAAUAUUGGAGGACUCUGAGGAUGGGUCUGCUAAUGACGCUGAUCAGAGCGACAAGACACCAGACAAGUUGGAAGAUACCACCAAAGACAAACCUGGAGAAAAUAGCAAAGAAAACACCAUUAAAGAUGAAGAAAACCCCAAAGACAGUAAUCCCCAACCAGGUGAGGACAGCAAAAAGACCAAGGGGACCAUGUCCGGGAUUAUGGACUCUUUGUCCGGUUUUUUCAGUUUACCAGCUGGGGAGGAAGAAGAUGAAAAUACUUUAUCUAGUCAACAAAAAAGCAAUUCAAAUAACAAUCAAAUAGAUAAUGAUAAUAAGAACAAUGAGAAUUCAGAAACAAAUUCCGAACUUUCGCCAAAUGUGGAGGAAAACCACCAAAAAGAUACUUCAGAAAGUGACUCUAUUGGUACUAGUCAAGAUAAAAGAGCAGAGUCUCCUGAUAGCAAAACACCUGAAGGUAAUAGAGAUAGCACUAAUGCUUUAGACUAUAAUCUUUUAGAAGACUCACAAAGUCAGCAAACACAGGAGUCAACAGAAUCGCAAAAUGUAGAAAAUAAAUUAGAUAAUCAGAAAGAUAAGGCAGUGUUACAAAAUGAGAUUAGUGAUAUAGAAACUGUAAAGGAAACAGGAGAAAUUCAUAGCAAUGCAGAAGAACAAGAAAAGCAACUUGAAACUGAAAAGGAAGAUCAAGAUCCUCAAAAACUAGUGACUUUGCAAGCUGGAAACCAAGAUGCUAAACCACUUGCUCUACAAGAUCAAAAAGGACAAGAUGCGCAAGAACCCAAACAGGUUGUUCAAGAUAAUCCAGAUCCUCCACAAGCAGUUCAAGAGGAGCAAAAUCCAACACAAGUUGAACAAGGUAACCCUGAACAAGCUGUGCCAGACAAGCAAGAGACUCCUGAAGGGGCAAAAGAUGAGCAACAUCCAACACAAGUUGAACAAGGUUAUCCUGAACAAGCUGUGCCAGACAAUCAAGAGCCUCUUGAAGGGGCACAAGAGGAACAUCAUCCAGCACAAGUUGAACCAGGAAACCUUGAACAAGCUGUGCAAGACCAGCAAGACACUGGACAAGAGGAACAUCAUCCAACACAAGUUGAACAAGGUAACCCUGAACAAGCUGUGCCAGACAAGCAAGAGGCUCCACAAGAGGCACAAGAGGAACAACAUCCAACACCAGUUGAACAAGGUAACCCUGAACAAGCUGAGCCAGACAAGCAAGAGACUCCAAAAGAGGAACAAGACGAACAACAUCCAGCACCAGUUGAACAAGGUAAACCUGCACAAGCUGAGCCAGACAAGCAAGACACUGCACAAGCAGUACAAGAGGAACAACACCCAACACAAGUUGAACAAGGUAACCCUGCACAAGCUGUGCCAGACAAGCAAGACACUGCACAAGCAGUACAAGAGGAACAACAUCCAGCACAAGUUGAACAAGGUAACCCUGAACAAGCUGAGCCAGACAAUCAAGAGCCUCCUGAAGGGGCACAAGAGGAACAACAUCCAACACAAGUUGAACAAGGUAACCCUGAACAAGCUGAGCAAGACAAACUGGAGGUAGAUCAAGAAACCAAGAAUGAAACUAAAGACGAUAUUAAGUCAGGUGCAGAUGAGGGCAUUGAAGAUGCUCUUAGCUUGGAAGACCAUAAAUCCACCACACCAGAGGAAACAGACCCAAAGCAAGCAGUAGGAGAAGGUCUUGAGAACAAGAAGCUACCUCAGUUUGUGGAAGGUGAGUACAUGUCAAUGCCUAGAGAAGAACUCCUGAGAGUUUUAAAUGAAAGAAACGCAAUCCUAUAUUCUCAAGGGCAAGGUUCCUCCAGCGAGCAUGAUAAUGAAGACAGCGUCCAAGUCCAAGCUGGAGAGGAAACUAAGCAAGAAGAAAAGAAAAUGGACGAAAGUAAAAAGUCACUGGAAGAGGUUGUGCAGAAUGUACAAGAAAAUCUCAAGGCUGUAGUUGAUGAAGACCUAAAGAAUCACUACCAGAAAAUAAAUGGUGAAGAAAACCGUGAAGAAAGCAAAGAAAGCUUAAAUCCAAAACAAGAGCAAGAUUCCAAUAACGUCGCUGAUAGUAAAGAAGGUAAUGGGGCACCUUCUGGGGCACAGCACAAGUUCUCGUCUAAAGGAGAAGCUAUCUUAUCACAAAGAAGACAGAUGAAGAAACAACAAGAGGAAACAACAGGUGGUGGUGAUGCCAGUGAUGAAGGGGAAGAAGAAGAUGAUGAAGAUGAAGAUGAAGAUGAAGAGGUUGAACCAACAAGAAGAAACAGCAAUUCAACUGCAAAUGAAGAUUCUGAAAAACCAAAAGACGCUGAAGAAGGUAUACUUGAAGACGACAAAGCUAAGGAAGCCUCUGCUAAAAUAAAUGAAGGAAUGAAAAAAAUCUUUGAAGAAGAGGAGAAAAGAGCAGCAGAGCAAAGUAAGACAAAAGCGACAGGUAAUAAUGAGAUAGAAAGCUCCCAACAACCUCAAAAUGUUAACAUUGAAAGUGAAAAGACACCAGAAGAGCAAGCUAAGGAAGAACGUCUUAGGCUUUUAAGAGAAGAGCGUAGAAGGGUAGAAUCACUGAAUGAGCAAGCGACAAUGUUAGCAGAGAAAAGAAAGGCAUUGGAAAAGAAGAUGGAGGAGGAAAGGCAAUUAAAAGAACAGCAGAGAUUAAAAGAACUACAAGAAGAGGCAAUGAAAAAGCAAAAAGAAGAAGAAUUAAGAAGAGAAGAAGAAAGAAAAGCACAUGAAGAAAUGGAGCAAAAAUUUAAGGCGCAAGAAGAACAGAGGCUGCUAGAAGAAGAGGCUGAAAAGCAACGGAAAGAAGAAGAAAGAAGGCAAAGAAUCAAGUUGGAAGUUGAGAAAAGGUUAAAAGCAAUUGAGGAGGAAAGACGUAAAGCUGAAGAAGAAAAAGCAGAAAGAGAAAGAAAAGAUCGAGAACAAAAAGAAAAGGAAAGGCAGCUGAGAGAACUAGAAGAACAAAGGAAGAGAGAAGCAGAGUUGAAGAGAAUUGAAGAUGAAAAGAAAAGGAAGGCUCAAGAAGAGGCAGAUAAACUGAAAGAAGAAAUGGAAAUUGAAGCAGCUCUAAAAGAAAGACUAGCAGCUAUGUCUCCUCCUGGACAAGAAGACAAGGCAGUGAAAAGUGAGGCUAAAAUUACAACAGAAACCCAGAGAAAAAAGGAAGAGCUUUCUGCACAAAAGCAUGGAAAUAGGUUUGCUGCUCAUAGUCCAGAAGACAAGACUGCUGUCAAGCCAGGAAGAGCUCCACCAGUAAUGCCUAAUUUGAUACACAACAAGUUCAAGAAAAUUCACAUGAAGGCAUCCAAAAAGAAAACUAGCAAAAAGCAUGGUAAGAAGAAAGGCAGGAGGAGAAAGAAGAAAACAUUUGACAAGGAGUUCAUCCAUUUAGACCAGGAAAGUUGUUUGUCAAUUCCAAUCAAGGAAAGAGAAGCUUGUGCUUUAGAUGUGGAUGAAGAUGAAUGCCAUGAAGAUGGUUGUUGUUUUGAUGAAGAUGGUCCUCCUGAACUGCAGUGUUUUUGGCCUCCCUCACAACCAGUUUUUGAAGAAGACCUUGAAGGUGAUGAAGAAGAAGUCUCACCAAGGAGAAGGCUGGAUGGCAAAGACAGAGGAAAAGUAACACGAACUACAAGCAAACCUGAUGCAGCAGCCACUACUAAGACUAACAUCAAACCAACACCUUCAAGUCUGUACACUACAACUAUAGCAGCUCAAAAGGCAGUUGUUGAUGAAACCAAGACAACCCAGGCUUCCACUCAGACCGAAAACACCAACAUGAAAGCUUUAUCAUCACAAAGUAAUGAUACGUUGGCCGCUCAUGAAGGUGCUACUCAAGAUAUCAAAGGAACUGCUGUGCAAAAACAACCAGUAUUACCAACUCCUUCACUGCCUCCCACAGGCACCCCACCAACAGGCACCCCACCAACAUACCAAAAUCAAAAUGAGCAAGGAAAAGACAACAGCUCAUCUCAAGAGCCUCCAAAUGUAAACGACACUAGCAGUCAAGAACAAGUAGCAACACCUAAAGAUGGCAGCACCAAGAAGGAGGAAUUUCAAGACCUAAUCAAACAAACAGCAGUUCCAACCUCCACACCAGAGAUUCCACUAAGUGCAGAGAAUGUCACAGAGGCACCUAAASCUAAAAGCUUUGGGAUACUGAAAGGGUUUUGGAGGUUUCAUCAGGCUUUAGCUGAAGGUGUUAUGCACUAUGGACAGCCUGUCAAAGGUGCCGUGAAAGGAACAUUGGGCUUCAUUGGACUUGGUCAGCUCUUUGAUGAUAUCUGUCAAGAUCUUGCUACAGCACCUCCUUUGGUACUAGUAUGUACUGUUCUGGUUGGUACUCUAGGGGCAGUGUUUCUUCUUUGCACCUGUAUUUCCAGCAUUAAUUCAAAGGGUGAAGCUAGUGGGCCAAGUUUAAGAGAUAUCCUCAAGACUUAUGAGGCAAGAAUUCGAAUUCUUGAAGAGGAACGCGAUGGACUUCAAGCCAGUAACAAGGAAAUGGAGGUCAAGCUUCACUAUGCAAUGGAGGAAAAACACCAUGCUGAAGAUGGCGCUAACACAGCAAGGAAAAGCCUGGAGAAUGUUAUGUURAAGAUUAAACAGUAUGAGCAAGAACAACAGGAAUUGCAGGCCAUCAUCAACAACAACAARGAGGACAUCAAAGCMUCCAUUGAAGAACURGAGAAGAAAGRUGAAGAAUUUGAACAUCUWCAGAAAAUGAUUGGAGAUUAUAAAGGUGAAAUCAAGAACAGGGUAGAUGAAAUUGAACAGUUGAAUAAGGAGAUUGUUGACCUUAAAGAUGACAAUGCUUCACGUGAAGAAGAAAUCAAAACUUUGAACAGCAAGGUUGAUAGUCAAGAGGAAGAGAAAGAKGAGCUUGCUGAAAAGAUCAAGGAAUGGAAUGACAAGUUUGACAAGCUCCAGGAGAGCCUUGAUGAUCAGGCCUUACGCAACAGUCAAAUCCAAGAACAGUAUGAAUUCAAGUGCAAUGAAGUCGAGGUUCUUCAAGAUUGUCUGCUUCAGAUCAAGGGACAGGAGAGUGAUGAUGAUGAGGGCGAUGAAGACAGUACUUCCACAGAGGAAGAAAAGGAUAAAGCAAGAGCUGACAGACUUAAAGCCAUGCUGGAUGCUUCAAAGUCCAAGACAGAAGCAAAAAUCAUCAGAGAAGAAAAUAUUCAGUUUAGAAGUGAACUGGAAAAAGUAAAGACUAACAAAGAGGCUUUGGAAGAAAAGAUUCAAGAACUUGAGCAAGAGCUAUCCAAUGCCAAAGUGAAUGAGGAAAAAGCAUAUCUUGACUUCCGUGAGAAAGAAAUAGAAUUGACGGCCCUCAGAAAGUACUUCAAGGACACUGAGAAUGAGCUGCACAGAAAACUCACAGCAGAGGAGUCAGCAAGAGAAGCAACUGAACACAAACUACAAACAGAGCUUUCUAAAGCAUCAGCAGACUCAAAGGAUCUUGUUACAUACAAAAAGCUUUAUAAAGAUAUAAAUGAAGAGAUCCAAAGGGUCAAGGGUAAUGUCAACCAUCAGGUGGCUCAAGUUGAAGAGAGAGCCCACAACAACUGGCUYAAGUACAGAACAGUAGAACGAGAACUUGAAGAAGUAAAACGAGAGAGAGAUGCUUUGAGAAGAAGGUUAUAUGCCAUGGACAAGGAAAAGAACAGACCAGGGUCAUCUCAAAGUGGGAAAUCAUCAGAUAGUACUGAUGGCAUACGUUCAGAGUCACCUCUACGAGGACCCCCACCCCCAGGACCCCCUGGUGGUCGUGUUCCAGAACAUCACAGUCCUGUACCAAUGGGUCCCCCACCACCCCCUCCCAUGCACCCUAUGUAUGGGCCACCCAGAAUGCCAAUGGGCUUUGGACCACCACCACCUCCUGGUCGAUAUGGUCCACCCCCUCCCCCAGGACAUCAUGGGACGCCUCCACCUCCUCCCGGACAUCAUGGGACACCUCCUCCGGGACGUCAUAGUACCCCUCCUCCUCCGAUGCGCAAUGGACCUGCACCGGGUCGACAGGGUACGUUGUCUCCUUCAAAUGAACGAGACGAACGUCGUAGGGAUGGCCAUAGUUACGGUCCUGAUGAUAGACGAAGUGAAAAACGAUCGUUAAGUCCACCAAGARAUCACAGUAAUCACACAGAUAGUCCACCUAACUUUACUAGACCACCUAUCUCAACUAGUACACCAGGACAAUCGAAAAUGAGUACUGUCAAGCAAAAUUCACUGGACAAUGAUGGUCACAUCAACGAAUCCCCUCCCCCAUACGCACCUUAUCCAGCAGGUCCUCCAAUGAGAACGGGCUCACCAAUGAUGAGACAUCCACCUCCKGUACGACCACCAUAUGGUCCCAUGGGAGCUUCACCGUUAAGACCUCCUUAUGGCCCACCUAUGGGCCCUCCUAUGGGUCCACCAAUGGGCCCUCCAAGGCCACCUCCACCUGGUCACAUCCCACGGCCCAAUGCACCACCUAUGGGUGCUUCACCAAAUGCUUACAGAAGAGUACCUGGACCAAGACCUCCGUCUGGGGCCAGCUGACACCACGUCAAUGCAUAGAAAAAAAUAGACUUAUUUAUGAUAACUGGAAAAUUACUGUAAUUAAUGGUAUAAAAUCUAUCUUACUCCACCCCUACUUGGUGUUAUCUUAUUCUUUAACGUAGCAAAGAAAAAAAUUGAGAACUUUUGAGCACGAAGUCCGCCAUCUUGAAUUUUAGCCCCGAUAAUUUCGAUAUUGUCUUACAGUGUGCAAGAAAUAAGGCAAUUACUGUAACUUUGAUUUUUGUUUCUUGUUCGUUCUCCAUGCCUUUCGCAAUCUAAAUAGAAACCAUCUAUCUAUCUAUCGAUGACGCAUGGCCGUGUAGGUAAAAAAAGGCUAUUGUUACUGUUAGUCUCAUUUGAAGGGUUUUUGCCACUUUUUUGGCCCAUUUAUGAUACAUUUUACCGUUGUUGAAGGAAUGUCAAAAAUGAUUAUAAGAAACAAAACUAUUUGAAUUUAUUUURAAUUUUGUUUGUUAUUUUAAUUGAAAAACAAAUUCAUGUACUUUAAAAUUGUAAAUUCCUCCAAUUUCAGUCAAUUUGUACUUCGUCUUUAAUUUUAGAAAUGGMUGUACAACAAAGUUGUGCAGGUCAUGAAUAGAAAGAUAUGUAUGAAAUUCUCAAAAACGCACGAUUAUUGAACGUGAAUGUGUAAGAAUAUUUCUAUUUUGUGGUUAUUGUAGGACAUUGAAAAUGGCAAUUUUACAGUGGCSUCAUUUUACAAUAAUAACCUAUCAGAAUACAAGUAAUGAAUUCGUAUUCUAGCUGGUAAUUAUAGAUUUUCAUUGGCCCUCUUUGCGCUCUAUUUACGGUCCAUAAUUAGUUGUAGUAUAUGCCGCCACUGUGCAAAUUCUCCUAUUAAAUACAAAAUGAUAAAUAAAGAAUGAUAAAGACA
This is a messenger RNA of Exaiptasia diaphana, 7764 nucleotides long. Its product is annotated as transport and Golgi organization protein 1 homolog. Lineage: Eukaryota; Metazoa; Cnidaria; Anthozoa; Actiniaria; Aiptasiidae. The record is from RefSeq and is a predicted model, not a curated record. Gene Ontology annotation, molecular function: protein binding. The transcript has 30 exons. The coding region runs from base 69 to 6872 and encodes 2267 amino acids. Gene Ontology annotation, biological process: protein secretion; vesicle cargo loading; endoplasmic reticulum to Golgi vesicle-mediated transport. Gene Ontology annotation, cellular component: endoplasmic reticulum membrane; endoplasmic reticulum exit site.